Messenger RNA from Meriones unguiculatus (Mongolian gerbil), 1117 nucleotides. It is a transcript of the gene Trappc5, whose product is annotated as trafficking protein particle complex subunit 5. The record is from RefSeq and is a predicted model, not a curated record. Gene Ontology annotation, biological process: endoplasmic reticulum to Golgi vesicle-mediated transport. Gene Ontology annotation, cellular component: TRAPPI protein complex; TRAPPIII protein complex; TRAPPII protein complex. Lineage: Eukaryota; Metazoa; Chordata; Mammalia; Rodentia; Muridae.
GCCAUGGCGGAGGCCCGCUUCACCCGGGGCAAGUCGGCCCUGCUGGAGCGCCCCUGGGUCGGCCCGGGGGAGGUGAGCCCCCAGGCCUUCGCCCUGCUCUUCUCGGAGCUGGUCCAGCACUGCCAGAGCCGGGCGGCGUCGGUCGGGGAGCUGCAGGGGCGCCUGGCGGGGCUGGGGCGCUCGGUGGGGGGGAGGGCGCUGGAGGCGGUGGCCUGGCGGGAGAAGGGGGGCCGGCGGGAGACCCGGCUGCUGGGGGCCCUCCUCCAGCUCAAGGGCCCCGUGUGGCGGGCCCUGUUCGGCCGGGAGGCCGACCGGCUGGAGCAGGCCAACGACGACCCCCGGGUCUACUACAUCAUCGAGCGGGGCCCCCUGGUCAACGCCUACAUCUCGCCGCCGAGGGACCACGCCAGCCUCAACCCGGCCAGCUUCGCCGCCGGGGUGGCCGAGGCCGUGCUGGGCCACGGGGGGUUCCCGGCCCGGGUCACCGCCCACUGGCACAAGGGGACCACGCUGAUGAUCAAGUUCGACGAGGCCGUGCUGGCCCGCGAGAGGGCGCUGGAGGGGCGCUGAGGGAGGGGGAGGGGACGGGGGAGGGGGAGGGAGGGGUCCACCCUGUGUCCACCGAUGGCCACCAAAAUCCAAGCUGUGUCCACCAAUGUCCACUCUGUGUCCACCCCACCCGGGGUCCACCCUGUGUCCACCAGUGGCCACCGAUAUCCACCCUGUGUCCACCAAUAUCCACCCUGUCUCCACCAGUGGCCAAUAAAGUCCAGCCUGUGUCCACCAAUGUCCACUCUGUGUCCACCCCACCAGGGGUCCACCCUGUGUCCACCAGUGGCCACCGAUAUCCACCCUGUGUCCACCAAUGGCCAAUAAAGUCCAGCCUGUGUCCACCAAUGUCCACUCUGUGUCCACCCCACCCGGGGUCCACCCUGUGUCCACCAAUAGACACCGAUAUCCACCCUGUGUCCACCAAUAGACACCGAUAUCCAGCCUGUGUCCACCAAUGGCCAAUAAAGUCCAGCCUGUGUCCACCAAUGUCCACUCUGUGUCCACCCCACCCGGGGUCCACCCUGUGUCCACCAGUGGCCAAUAAAAUCCAACCUGUGUCCACCAA